CCCCUCGAACUCUCGCUUCCUACGCAGCGAGGGACCAAUCAGCGACCGCUGUUCUGCAGUUGCUAGGCAGUUUAUGCUAAUGAAGGCAAAGCCACCAUCUCUGCAGCUACCAUUCUGAGGUAAGCACAGGUUGGGAAUUUCCAUUAAAAUGGCAUAAUGUGGGGAAUGGACGCCAGAGGCGGGGGCCCCGGCGGCUCCCAGACACCCCGAGCCAUGGUGCCCACACUCUCCAUGUUGUGUUCGGACACAGGGAUUGCCAACAGAUGAGAUCUCUGCGUUGAUAUCCCCUGCCAGAAAGUACUUGCUGUCCAGGAGCCUCUCAUCGACACGAUGGACCCCAAGGAAGCAAACCCCCACGUAUGGCCCACAGCAGGGGAACACACAGCCAACACAGCCCAGGUACACUUUGUCCCUGAUGGUGGAGCCGUAGCUCAAAUUGUGUACAGCGAUGACCAGGAUCGCCCCCCGCAGCAGGUGGUCUACACUGCAGACCCCUCAUCCUUCACAUCCGUGGAUGCCUCGGAACACACUUUAGUGUAUAUCCACCCUGUGGAUGGAUCACAGACUCUGUUUACAGACCAGCCCCAAGUUGCUUACGUCCAGCAGGAUGCUACCACUCAGCAGGUGACUGUCCUAUUACCAGCUUCACAGAGUAUGAAUACUGCCAACCUGACUGUCCUUAGCGGAGUCCCGGAGUCUGCUCAAACAAUGUCACUGGAGCCGGUGUCACAGGCAUCGCUAUCAGUGCAUGAUCAUGGCUUACCUCCUAUGGAGGGAGCAGACAGCUCAGCAAACAUUGAGUCUCUACAGAGCCCUAAUGCUCAUUCAGAUGGAAAGGAUGACGAAGAUGAUGAUGAUGAUGAGGAUGAAGAUGAUGAUGAUGAGGAUGAAGAUGACGAGGAGGAUGGGGAAGACUCAGAAUUUGAUGAGUGGGAAGCAGAUCCGCCCCGUCCCUUUGAUCCCAAUGAUCUUUGGUGUGAGGAAUGCAAUAAUGCGCACCCUUCUGUGUGUCCCAAACACGGGGCCCUCCAUCCGAUCCCAAAUCGCCCUGUGCUAACCCGGGCACGUGCCAGUCUUCCCUUAGUUCUGUAUAUUGAUAGAUUCCUGGGUGGUGUCUAUUCCAAGCGCCGUAUUCCUAAACGUACCCAAUUUGGCCCUUUGGAAGGUCCUCUCGUGAAAAAGAUGCAGUUGAAAGAUGGAUACAUCCACCUGAAGGUAUCUCUGAACAGCACCGACUCUGACGGGAAUUUACAGGAAGAUCUAUGGUUUGAAUUGUCUGAGGAGAACCUCUGUAACUGGAUGAUGUUUGUACGGCCUGCCAAAAACCACCUGGAACAGAAUCUGGUGGCCUAUCAAUACGGACAGCACAUCUACUACACCACAAUCAAGAAUGUGGAGCCCAAGCAGGAACUGAAGGUUUGGUAUGCUGCAUCCUACGCAGAAUUUGUGAAUCAGAAGAUCCAUGACAUAUCGCAGGAGGAACGGAGGGUUUUGCGGGAACAAGAGAAAAAUUGGCCGUGUUAUGAAUGCAACCGUCGCUUCAUGAGCUCGGAGCAGCUUCAGCAGCAUCUAAAUACUCAUGAUGAAAAAAUAGAUUUGUUUAGCAGAACGAAAGGCCGCGGCCGAGGAAGAGCAAAGAGGAAGUUUGGGCCGGGGAGGAGACCAGGGAGGCCGCCAAAAUUCCUGAGACUGGACAAUACCGGUGACAACCAUGAGAAGUGCGAGUUAGGGACACAGGACUUGCUGCAUUUCCCCAGUAAGGCUUCCCAGUAUGAAGACAGUGGAGGACACUCCGAAUUGAAUGGUUUAGACCAGUCUGAACUCUCUCUGAGUGCAGCCACACAAGGCACUCUGGACCCACAGCAAGAGAACCAGCUGCUACAGCCGGUGUCACAUGAAAGUAGCGCACCGGCCACAACGCAGAGCACACUAACAGCAGAAGAAAUGCGGAGAGCCAAGCGCAUCAGGAAUGCUGCCCUGCAGCACCUCUUCAUCCGCAAGUCAUUCCGGCCCUUUAAAUGCCUGCAGUGUGGAAAGGCAUUCAGGGAGAAAGAAAAGCUUGAUCAACACCUUCGCUUUCAUGGCAGGGACGGUAACUGUCCCCUUACCUGUGAUAUCUGCAACAAGGGAUUCAUCAGCAGCAGUUCCCUGGAAUCUCACAUGAAGUACCAUAUGGACCAGAAGACUUAUUCCUGCAUAUUCUGCCCUGAAUCAUUUGACAGAUUGGAUCUUCUAAAGGACCACGUAGCUGUGCAUGUCAUUGACGGCUGCUUUAGCUGUCCAACCUGUAAAAAGCGCUUCUCUGAUUUCAUUCAGGUUAAAAAGCAUGUGCGCAGCUUCCACUCCGAGAAGAUCUACCAAUGCACAGAAUGCGACAAGGCGUUCUGCCGGCCCGACAAGCUGCGUCUUCACAUGCUCAGGCAUUCUGACCGCAAGGACUUCCUCUGCUCCACGUGUGGCAAACAGUUCAAGAGGAAAGACAAACUCCGGGAACACAUGCAGCGUAUGCACAAUCCUGAAAGAGAAGCCAAGAAAGCCGAUCGCACAGGUCGAGCCAAGGCUUUCAAGCCGCGUCUGGCCUCAACAGACUACGAAAGCUUCAUGUUUAAGUGUCGCUUGUGUAUGAUGGGUUUCCGGAGACGAGGCAUGCUGGUUAAUCAUUUGUCAAAGAGACAUCCAGAAAUGAAGAUUGAAGAGGUUCCUGAGCUGACCCUGCCUAUUAUCAAGCCCAACCGAGACUAUUACUGCCAAUACUGUGAGAAGGUUUACAAGAGCGCCAGCAAACGUAAAGCGCACAUCCUGAAGAACCAUCCAGGAGCAGAACUCCCGCCCAGCAUCCGAAAACUCCGACCGGCUGGACCUGGGGAGCCUGACCCCAUGUUAAGCACUCACACUCAGCUUACAGGGACGAUAGCAACUCCUCCUGUCUGCUGCCCUCACUGCUCCAAGCAAUACAGUAGCAAGACCAAGAUGGUUCAGCACAUAAGGAAGAAACAUCCUGAAUUUUCUUUGUUGCCGAUAACAUCCCAGGCAUCUGUGAUCAGCGCAGCUCCUGCUGUUCUUACUGCUGAUGGCACAAGUGGUGAAACUGUGGUGACAACGGACCUUCUGACACAGGCAAUGACAGAGUUGUCGCAAACACUGACGACGGAAUACCGCACUGCGCAAGGUGACUACCAGCGCAUACAGUACAUCCCUGUCUCGCAGGCCACCGGUGGCAUGCAACAGCCGCAACACAUACAGCUACAGGUGGUACAGGUAUCGCAGGCGCCGUCCCCUCAUCAGUCCCAGCAUUCCACGGUGGACAUUGGACAGCUGCAUGAGACACAGGGCUAUACGCAGCAUGCCAUUCAGGUACAACAUAUCCAAGUGGCGGAGCCAACAUCCGGUGCCCAGGCACCUGCUCAGGUAGGGGCGCAGCCUCUCAGCCCUUCUGCACAGGAAGCGGAGCAGGAUGUCAGCCCAUCACAGAUGCAACCGUCUGCUUCCCAAACCCAGUCAAACACCGCUGUGCAGCAUGCUUACCUGCCUAGCGGCUGGAACUCUUUCCGUGGCUACCCCAAUGAGAUUCAGAUGAUGGCAUUACCCCAAGGACAGUACGUGAUUGCAGAGGCUGCUGUAGGUACCCCGGUCACUCCAAUUAAUAGUGGUCAAGUUAAGGCAGUUACUCAGACUCACUAUGUGAUCUCCGAAGGACAGAGUGACUUGGAAUUGAAGAAAAGCAAUCAGUUAACCGAGGAAAUAUCUACGAACCCUGACCAUAUGGAGCAGCAAGCAGUAAAUCCAUCUCAGACAACACAAUAUAUAAUCACCACUUCUACCAACAUGAAUGGCAACAGUGAGGUGCAUAUCAACAAGCCCUGAGGGAAAGGCGAGCGCCACGAUAAGCACAUGGAAAGAGCACUUUUCCAACUGCAGCCACGGUGUGCACGGGGGUCUUUGCAAAGUCUUAGAAACCGAUAUCCCAGGGCUGACACCAUUCAAAAAAGUGAAGAUGGAAAACAGCUGAGCUGGAUGCAUUGGAGGCCAGAGAAACGCUGCAUAUCCUCUUACUUCAUGUAUCCAAACUUGUUGAAUCGGUCAGCUCAGUUACCACCGUCUUGGUGCCCGAGGCAUUAGGGAGCAUUUCAGAAGGUGCCCAACAAGUUAAACUUCUUCAUAAAGUGGAAACAA
This is a messenger RNA of Spea bombifrons (plains spadefoot toad), 4173 nucleotides long. It is a transcript of the gene PRDM10, whose product is annotated as PR/SET domain 10. The record is from RefSeq and is a predicted model, not a curated record. Gene Ontology annotation, cellular component: nucleus. Lineage: Eukaryota; Metazoa; Chordata; Amphibia; Anura; Pelobatidae. Gene Ontology annotation, molecular function: protein binding. The transcript is spliced from 23 exons. The coding region runs from base 331 to 3864 and encodes 1177 amino acids.